Messenger RNA from Dentiscutata heterogama, 245 nucleotides. The record is from the annotation of a GenBank genome assembly. NCBI's taxonomy places the organism in Eukaryota, Fungi, Glomeromycota, Glomeromycetes, Diversisporales, Gigasporaceae.
UCACCGGAGUUAUUAUAAGAUUAAUUGCCCAUAUGAAUAUUGGAAAAAUCUUCACCGUGCAAGGUCACAAUAAAGAUGGUAAUCAUCAGAAACCUUCUCUAAAUGCCAUUGCCUUAUGGCUUCAAAGCAUACAAAGAGUCAACUCUAUUGCCUCGAGAAUAUCUACAGUUUCAUUAGCUUGUAAAGAUUGUAAUAACAAAGAUAGUAGUGAAGAUAAUGUUGAGAUUGAUGGAAAUGUCCUAUAG